AUGGCUUUGCUCAGGGCUCAGCCCGAUUACCUGAUCCGGCAGUCAAACAAAGAACCCGAAUGGUCCAGCCUUUGCAACAAUGUCCUGGACGAGUAUCUGGAGACCGAUGACCUCUUUGGCUUUCGGCAGAUCGACCAUGGAAGAGACAGCUCGAAUGACUCGGUCCACCUGUUCGACUUUUCGGGGUCAAGCGAACAAAGCCACCAUACGGAAGCCACAUCACCCAUGCCUUCGUGGGAGCCCCUCGUCCCGAAUCCUCUACAGCCCCAAGCCAAAGCACCGGUCGACUUUUGGACAAAGACUUUGAACGCGCUUGAACGGAACGCUGCAGAGUGUGAAGCCAGAACUCUGAGAACGACCAAAUCCCACCCCGACUUUCUGAGCCUCGGGGGACAUCCUUCGCCACCCUUUGUCACGCUAUCGCCAACAGACCAAUCGUAUUACAGCCAGCAACGACUCCCAAGAUCCGCCGCAAACGGAAAGAGGCGCAACAUUACAUCCCGUUCGCUGUCGCGUGGCCGACCGACAGGCGUGACGAAAGGAGCAGUAGCCGGCUCUGCCAAUCCGCACGCUAGUCCGCGUAAGUGCAGCGCCAGCCCAUCAAAGAUGAUGGACCCCUCGCGCUAUCGUUCGGGGUUCAGGGAUGUGUGGACGGACAAGGUCAAGGCCAGCCCGAAGAAGUACGAACUCCGCGUACCUUCAUCGGCAGUGCCUGCGCCGCUCGUUUCUUCUGGGAGGACGCCAUAUGAUGAAGAUUUUGCUGCGCUCGGGUCUGAUCGACUAUACUCCGCCUACGACGAGCAUAUUUCGCCUCUGACAAAGUCGUUCCAGCAGACGUACAUCCAUACCCCUAUCGCGUCGCCGAGGGUGAACUACGCAGCGCAUGCACACAACUCCUACUUUGAACCCCCGCCUCUUUAUCCUGCGAGUCAAUAUGGCCAGCAAUCACUCCCGCUGAACGACACUGCUCCGCUGUACAACGGACAGGCCACGUUGCUGACUACCAACCGAAUCGGAUCUUUCGACUUUGGCUUUUCCACCUCACCGGAUAGUGCUGUCUGGUGCACUGCAGAUGCACUGCAGACUUCAUCACCGUAUACACAGCUUCAUGCACCGAUGGGCGGUCUGCCUCUCGGCAUCUUACCCACCCUGGAGAACAACCACAUGGCCAACAGCAAUGGUCUCGGAAUCAGCUGUGAGCCUUCAUUAGUCUGUCCGCCGACAGCUUCCAUGUACAGGCACAACGAGUUUGAAACCACAUACAACCAACAGCUCCUGCACGGCCUUCCAAGUACGCCGCACCAUCGUCACACGCGAUCAUACGACCGCUCCGAGUCGCCAUCUCCGCCAACGACAGAGCCGCGAUCAUCGAAGAGAGCCUCAGGAACACGGCGAGCAUCACGACAUCGCAGAACGAAGUCGACCAAUUCCACCCCCCGACAUCCGCAGCAUGUCGAACGGAGUGGAUUUGUCAACUUCACGCCGGACGAUAGUACGAAAUUGCUCAGUGGAGUUGCACCGUCGGGCAGCUCGAAGACGAAAGCGAAGCGGGAGAAGGAAGCGGCUGAGAAGCGACGCAGACUUAGCCAAGCGGCGAUUCGGGCGGUCGUUGAGGCUGGUGGGGAUGUGGGUGCGUUGAGUAAGGCUGGAUUGUUACUUUGA
Molecule: messenger RNA, 1662 nt
Organism: Neohortaea acidophila
Lineage: Eukaryota; Fungi; Ascomycota; Dothideomycetes; Mycosphaerellales; Teratosphaeriaceae
Exons: 1
Coding region: 1-1662 (553 amino acids)
Source: RefSeq, a predicted model, not a curated record